Molecule: messenger RNA, 1743 nt
Organism: Anisakis simplex (herring worm)
Lineage: Eukaryota; Metazoa; Nematoda; Chromadorea; Rhabditida; Anisakidae
Source: the annotation of a GenBank genome assembly
AUGAGCUGUUCUCCAUCUUCUUCGUCAUCGUGUGGUGAACAGCACUGCUUCAAAACGGUUGAUUCAGAUGAAACCAAAGACGGUGGAAUGUGCACUCUCAGUUGCCUUGUAACAAGUUGUUUAUGCACUUCAUCAAGGUUUAUUGACUCACAUCAUUUUAGUUGCGUUGGUUCAAAAUCAUCAUCCUCCCAUCCGUUCCUUCGUUCAAGUCUUUUUUCUAAUGUGCCUCCUACAGUGCAGUUUUAUAUGAAAGGUUCUAAAGUGACAAAGCCAAAUAAAGUGAUUUGUUCACGCUUAACAUGGUGCCACAAUAGUUUAUUACCGAUCGUGAUGCGACAGUGCUUAUCGCGAAGCCAUUUUACAAUUGUAGAUCAGUCAUCGUUUUGGAUUGGUUAUUGGGGUCGUCAUCUGAAAUCGAAUCAAUACAGAACGAUACAACCAUUUCAAAAGGUCAAUCAUUUUCCUGGUGCAUUUCAUAUGGGGCGUAAAGAUCGCUUAUGGCAGCAUAUAAAUGAAAUGAUGGUGAUGUGGGGUGCUAAUGAAUAUUACAUAAUGCCAACUACAUAUAUAUUACCUCGCGACUUCAAAAAGCUCAGUAAUUAUUUAAAUAAUUCUUCAUCACACCGCGUCAUUGUCAAGCCACCAGCUUCUGCGCGUGGCACUGGUAUAACAAUUACAAAUCGGACGAAAAGUAUACCCGUUAAAAAUAAUUUGAUCGCACAACACUAUAUUGAUCGUCCGUUAAUAAUAAAUGGUACUAAGUUCGAUCUUCGCUUGUAUGUAUAUAUAACGAGCUUAGAACCGUUACGUAUCUACCUCUAUAAUGAAGGUCUUGUGCGAUUCGCUAGUGUGCCAUACUCAACAUCACCAAGUUCGCUAACAAAUAAAUUCAUGCAUCUGACGAACUACAGUAUCAACAAACUGGCUCAAUCCGUUGGGCAGCGAGAAACACCCGUGCCGAAGUGGAAAUUAACCCAGUUAUGGGAUUAUGUCGCUGAUUAUAUUGAUGUUCCUCUCAUGAAACGACGUAUCGUUGACAUCAUCAUCAAAACUGUUCUUGCAUGUGAAAAGUGGAUACGAGCACAUCAAAAGAAGCAUAGUUUGUUUACGUUUACAAGUCAUGAACUUUAUGGUAUGGAUAUUUUGAUCGAUGAUAAUCUCAAACCCUGGUUACUGGAGGUGAAUAUAUCACCAUCGCUGCAUUCUGGUACAGCAGUUGAUCAGAGUGUUAAAGCUCCGCUAGCUAGGGAUGUGUUGAAUUUAUGCGGUAUUCAGUUACCUCCGCAGCAGGACGAUAAAAGAACUUCACUGACGAUAAAUUAUGGAGUGAAACCUUUCGAAGGACAUAAAACACAUGCUGAGUUAGAGAAAGAACGUUAUCAUGUUGAGUAUUAUCGCAAAAAUGGAAGAAUCGAUGAAACAAUUUUGGAUGAAUUGACUGGCUCAGAUGCUCGUGUUCUGGUGGAUUUUGAAGAUGAAUUAUCGCGUGCGAACAACUUUGAUCUAAUAUUUCCAACAUGUGAGAAUAUUGGUUAUAUGAAAUAUUAUAAUGAAGCAGUUUAUGCGAAUUUAUUAUUAAUGCAAUGGCAGCUAAGUCAAGAAUCGCGCUCGGAUGGUCGUCACAACGGCAUACAGAUCCUCGAUAGAAUUUGUAAACGAGGUGAUCACAUGUCCAACUUUCCGAUCGUUACUUCAACAACAGCGUAUAGCAGUACGAAUGACGUGAAUACUGUUUUGAACUGA